This is a messenger RNA of Eucalyptus grandis, 879 nucleotides long. Its product is annotated as glycine cleavage system H protein 2, mitochondrial. The transcript is spliced from 3 exons. Gene Ontology annotation, biological process: glycine decarboxylation via glycine cleavage system; protein lipoylation. NCBI's taxonomy places the organism in Eukaryota, Viridiplantae, Streptophyta, Magnoliopsida, Myrtales, Myrtaceae. The record is from RefSeq and is a predicted model, not a curated record. Gene Ontology annotation, cellular component: cytoplasm; mitochondrion; glycine cleavage complex. Bases 111 to 581 code for a protein of 156 amino acids.
AUCUUUGUGGGAGAGGGAGAGGGAGAGGGAGAGGGAGGGAGAGAGAGAAGGGCAUUGUGGAGUGUGCACAGACAACUGAAGAGGGAUAGUCCCAGAUUAGAAUUACAGAAAUGGCGUCGUCGAGGUUGUUGUGGGCGUCAAGAGCAGCCUCGUACCUCAGGAUCUCGGUGUUCCACAGAGGAUUUUCCACAGUUCUCAAGGAUCUCAAGUACGCUGAUUCUCAUGAGUGGGUGAAAAUUGAAGGCGCUUCUGCAACUGUUGGCAUAACCGAUCAUGCGCAAGACCAUUUGGGAGAUGUUGUGUACAUUGAAUUGCCGGAAGUAGGGGCUGCGGUUGCACAAGGCAGCAGCUUUGGCGCGGUUGAGAGCGUCAAGGCCACCAGCGAUAUAUACUCCCCCAUUUCAGGGAAAGUCGUUGAAGUCAAUGAAGAGCUCAACAAAUCUCCCGGUCUAGUUAACUCGAGCCCAUAUGAGGACGGGUGGAUUAUAAAGCUCGAGGCGAAAGACGCGAACGAAGUGAACAACCUGAUGGGGGCCGAUGACUACUCAAAGUUCUGCGAAGAAGAAGAUGCAAAGCAUUAAGCCUCUGCCCUUGCAGAAACUGAAGUUGUGUUUAGGGGGAGGCAUGGCACUCUUCUUGGACAACCGGGCACCCCUUUUUUCAGACAUCACCAAGCUGGGCCAUACUUUACCGUUGUGGUUUCUUCCAACUGUGACUUUGUAGAGCAUUGUGUAGAAUUUCAUGUAAUAAUUCUUGGAAAUCCUUCGUUUCCAUCACAAUGGUGUCAUCUUACAGAUUCAAUUUUUCCAAUCUAAAUCUUUAAGGAAUGCAAUCUUCUCUAUUUGUGAAUGUUGGGCAUAUAAAACUCGCGUCUCUCGU